AUGUCAAUUCGUAAGAUUUGUUUUCAUUAAAACACGUUGAAAAUAAUUAUUUAUUAAAUUAUUAACAAGGAUCCUUUAUUUUGAAGUGAAUUAAAAUACCGUUCCAUUGUUAACGAUAAACAUAUUAAAAGGGCGGAUGUAAUAAAAAGCCUGUAUUCAAAACUGCAAUCAUGCAAGUUUUCUCUAUAUCUGAUAUUCCCAAUUUUUCUAAGAAAGAACGCAUAGUGGUUGUAGGAGUUAUCGGAAAGUCUCCUUAUCGAUAUCCUAACAAGACCACACCACUUCUAUCUACAGUGCAGAGUGAAAACACUGAUAUAGAAUGUCAUUGGGACGAGAGACGCGGAGUUCUCUAUCUCCAUGCCGUGACACACAUGGACACAAAGUUGCUGGCUGAGUUAGCAGAGAACCUAAGUGAAAAGUCCAAGAGCACAGUGAAAGAUGCAGAUGCCUCUCACUGGCUGGUGGCGUCAGGAGAGCUGGCCAUUGAUUCCUGCAAGCUUAUAGCACUGCUUUUCCAACUGUGCCACAUUGUGGUGCUUUCUUCACCAACCUCUGUGUUUGAUAUUGGUUAUUUGCAACUGUUGAAAGCAAUUGAUUCAUACAGAGCCGAACUGUCAAUGGAUGCAUUAUCAGCGCUGACAGGCGCCGGCGCAGGUGGAGCGUGGGAGACCCACAGUCGCUGCUGCUGCCCACGCCUGCUGUUCCACUUCAGACGUGCGCCGGCGCCGCUCAAGAAGGCGCCUGCAGCGCUGAAGAGGCUAGAACACUCUGUUGAAGACCAGCUGUAUUUUAUAUUCAGAAAGGCCAGAAUUAUCACAAAUGUCUGUGCCAAAUCACUCUUCGCGAUACCAAAGAACGAAGAGUUCGUGUACAUAAGCACCGAUGACGAGGUUGGUAACGCGCGUGACGUCAGCCAGCUCGUGCGCGGCCUCGUGCGGCUGUGUGCGGGCGCGCCCGUCGCCGCCGCUAAGACCGAGCGCCCUGGCUUCGCGCAGUUCGUGCAGGCUCACGUAGAUCUGGCGUUUGCGGAGGGCUUUGAUGAUAAUGUUGGCAAAUAUGCUAUGAGCACUUCCUUUUUUGAGCUACCCAGUGCAUCGAGCUGGCGCGUGGCCGCGAAGGCCUUGUUGAAGCUGUACACGCGCGUGCGCAAGGUGCCGGAAGGCGCGGAGCCGAGCGGCGCGCUGUUCGACGCGCUCGCUACCGAUGUGCGCUUCUCACAGGCGCGAUGUGCCAAGGUGCUCCCAAUAGCUCAAGCUUCGUACGCCGAGGGUCUGCCGGCUCACUACUCGAACCAACACCAUUUGCACAAGGUGUCGGUGGCGCUGGGCGUGCUGGAGACGAUGGCGCGCGGCGCGCUGGCGGGCGGCGCGCGCGCGCGGCUGGCGGCGGCGUGCGCGCACACCUACGCCGCGCGCCGGCUCUGCGAGGCGCCCUCGCUCACCGGACACCCCUGCGCGCUGCCGCUGCAUGACAGCGGCACGGAGCACUCGUCGGGCGUGUGCUACGUGUCGGCGUGCAACUGCGGGCGCACGAAGGUGUCGCGCGAGGACCCGUACUCGGCGCGCGCCGCCAACUGCGCCUUCUACGCCGCGGCGGCGCAGCGCUGCCAGGCCUGCCCCACGCUCCUCGCCAUCGACUUCCCCGUCUUCCAGCCUUCUACGCCUACUUACAAAGCGGCAGCAGUAAAAGGCGCAUCGAGCGAGGAGCCGAACGAGACAGUAGUGGGGAGGCAGUCGGAGCUGAGCUCGCUGUCGGGCGGGUCGGCGGGCUCGGCGGCGUCGGCGGCGGAGGGCUCGGCGGCGGGCGCGUGGUCCGGCCCGCACGCGCUGUCGCCCGGCUCGGCCGGCUCGCACGCCUCCAACGACGACGACGACGCCGGCUACCUCGUGCCGCUCCGGGGAGACGCUGCUACAGAGAAAGUAAUAAGCCGCCAGCCGUCGACGACGGAGUACCUGCCGGGCAUGCUGCACACGGCGAGCCCGGCGGGGCUGCUGCCCGCGUUCCCGAGCUGGUCGCUGGUGUGCGUGGGCGCCUCCUCGCUGUACUCGCACAGCGUCGGCCUGCCCGAACACCUGCAGCCCGGCUUCCUGCCGCACACCAACUUCCUCAUGCCGUGGGAUUGCGCUGUGCGCAUGGAGCAGGCGAGCCUGUGGCGCGCGGCCGUGACGCGCGGGCGCGGCAAGGCGGCGCAGUCGCACCUCACCGUGAAGAUCUUCAUCGGGUUCGAGUACGAGUGCCCGCGCGGACACCGGUUCAUGGCGGCGGCGCCGGGCGCGGUGAUGGCGGGCGGCGCGGCGGGCGGCGCGGGCGGCGCGGCGGGCGCGCGGCUGGCGAGCGCGGACAUGCCGGCGGCGGCGCCGUGCCUGUGCCGCGCGCCCGCGCCGCCCGCCGCCGUGCUCACGCGCGUGCACGUCGUCACGCCCAAGGCGCCCGUGCACGUCACGCUCGACCCCAAGAUGCAACCAAUAGCCGGGGGUCCGAUCUUCGUGCCGCAGCCCGCGGGCUCUCCUCCCAUCAAGUUGUCCGCCUCCGCGUACUGGGUGCUGCGGCUUCCGUACGUGUACUGCGACGAGCGCGGGUGUCUGCCCCGGCCGCGGCCCGGCGCUUCGCCCCGUGUCGGAGCCCUGCUCGCGCCUCUAUUCGGCCUGCAGGACUAGCAGGACCUGCCCAACAAUAACGGGAUUGUGAUCAUUCGUAAAACUAAGAAGAAGAAGUGAACUCAAGUAUGAUACUCCAGACCUUGGCGUUCAGUGCUGGAUGUGAAUUUUAACAAUCACUGAUAAGGCUAAGGAAAAUAAGUGAAGUGUUUGAUAAGUCCAGACAUGCUGUGCUCUAUGUGGACUUACUUUUUUUUGGGAGUAAGGUGCCCACCAUAUUCAUUGCCAGAGUUCAGCAUUGUUAGUGCUGAAUGUCCCUGGUGCAUGGUCCAGGGCGGUCCUUAAUUUUCCCCGUUGUCAACACCAGAAGGUCCCUGUAUGUCGGAUAUUGGUACCUCCUGGCUACUAGCGACAACGGGCAUCCACAAAGGAAGGGGGCAGGAUGAAAGGGAUAAGAAUGAGGAGAUUUGUACUACUUGAUCCUUGAAAGGAGUUGUAGUGCCGAGUGGAGAUAGUCUAUGGUCCUUCAAAGUGCUUGUAUGUUGUCUAUCAUAGGACAGGACGUAUACAGACUACCGAUCCUAUAUCGCCCGUAUGGAGUUGGAGGAUAUUUUUAUACCCUUUGGACUCAUGACAAAGUACAGUCAGACUUGGAAUACUUUUAGACGAGAAUAUUUGUGUAAACACAUUGUAUUGGUGUUAUUCAUAUUUAUAAGCUAAUUUGUAACCCAUAUGUGUACCUAGCUCUGUAAAAAAGGAUUUAAGAAAAUCCAUGGGCUAAGUACUUUGGAAGAUGUCCCAGAGAAUGUGUUCUUUUUGUAUGUUAUGCGUAAAUAAGUCUAUGAGAGAUACUUAUGAAAAUAAUUAAAGUAGAGGAAAUGUAUUGAAUAAUAAAAAUUUAAACAUA
Molecule: messenger RNA, 3504 nt
Organism: Manduca sexta (tobacco hornworm)
Lineage: Eukaryota; Metazoa; Arthropoda; Insecta; Lepidoptera; Sphingidae
Product: protein SMG8
Exons: 12
Coding region: 171-2657 (828 amino acids)
Biological process (GO): nuclear-transcribed mRNA catabolic process, nonsense-mediated decay
Source: RefSeq, a predicted model, not a curated record